Molecule: messenger RNA, 2199 nt
Organism: Verruconis gallopava
Lineage: Eukaryota; Fungi; Ascomycota; Dothideomycetes; Venturiales; Sympoventuriaceae
Exons: 1
Coding region: 404-1744 (446 amino acids)
Source: RefSeq, a predicted model, not a curated record
CGUGAACCAUGUAAUUCUUGCCCGAAGCUUGGGUGCAAACCAACCUAGACUUCACCUUGUCUCUCUUGCAUGUCUUCCCUUUGCAGGGAACGAAUGUCCUGUCGUCCACUGUGCAACGUUGCCGUCUUUCCUCCCGGUCGUUACUUUGCUGCAACUUAGACGGCCAAUCAUUUGGACGCGUCAGUAUAGAUGCGUACGUAAAUCUGAUACGCCCAAGCCAAGCCAGCCCCGUCGACGACAGCUGUACAGUGUUUUGCGUUUUGGAUAAACUCAUUAUCAGGAACCAUUGUAUGCGCAGUCGGACUGGGGGAUCUGCAAACGCUUAGCACACUUGGUCUCGGGACCCUGCAACGCUUCUCCGAGACGUAUCCAGACUUUUUCACUCUUCCAUGAGCGAUUCACCAUGUCAUACGAAGACUUGGACGACCUUCUCGGCGAAGAAACAUUUGACUAUGUCGAGGACACAUAUAUCGAGGCCGACGACCUCGCCGAACAUGUCGUGCCGUCGCCACCGCCUACAAAUGAUGACGACGAUUUUGACGCAGACUUGUGGCAGUACGACUACUGGAUGGACAUUGACUACGCCUCGGAUGGCGACGAGAUACGGCAGCGGCAGCACGACUCAAGGGCGAUGAGAGCAAAGAAGCGGAAGCGGGCCGAGCAGCAACGAAAUGCAAAAGCGCCGACACCGAGCAAGAGGCGGAAAGUGCUUGCGGUGCGGUCGACCGGCAGAGUACAGCCUUUGGAUGAGCUUGCACCCGUGGUGAUGAUCAAGCGAGCGGUUGAGCAGAGAUACGAGCCUCAGGAAAUGCGCGUCGUCGACACGAAACCACUGCCAUCCGAGGCUUUGUUUAAAGAUUGGCGCGAGACAUUUCAGAACACCCCCAUGUGGACAUCGAAGAGGCCGGCGGUCGAGUUGGAAGAGGUGCAUGACGCUCCUGACGACGACGAGGAAGACUCUGAGGAAGGCGAUGACGAUGAUAAUAUAGAGGAGGCUCGUGCAUUGCUUGAAUGUGCAAGGAGGACUGGAGAGCAUGAGAGCGACGAGUCGGCGUGGGAUGACGAAGAUGAGGAUGAUGAGGAUGACGUAAAAGAUCAAAAUGGGUUGAUGGAGCUCGAUCCGGAUGCACUCAAGAUGGCGAUCAAGAAGAAUCUCGCGGCAGCAGGCAUCAACACUAACGGAAUUGACGAACAAACGCUUACGGGUAUGGCGAUGAAGCUGUUUGCAGGUGCGGGUGGGAGAGGAGAGACCAACGAGGACAUCUUGGAUGUUUUCACAGAUCAAAUUCUUGGCGGAGGAGGGAAAAAGGGCCAGGCUGACUCUGGAGUGGAACAGCUCCGUGAAAAGGAAGAGGCGGAGGAGGGCGAGGGCGAGAAUGGGUUUGUAGGAUGGGUGCAAAGGCAGGCCAAGGAGAAGGCUGCGCAGAGGGAGCAGACACAAGAGAAACACGGCGACGCGCCCGAUCUCCCAACUCCUGAAUCCAGCUACGGAAAGCCGUCUACCUCGCCCCCAGAAAAAGUUGGGCCAACCGAAGAAUCAGCAGAUGCAGCGCAGAGAGUGGUGCAGACGAGAGAAACGCGAGGCACAAAGCGCAAGGCUGACGGCACAGGGCCAGCACCGGAAGCAAGAACAGCGACGAGACGAAGAUUUGACGCACCCACGGCGUCAAGUAGGGCGAAAGCAACGGCUACCGCAACAAGUUCUGGCGCUGAUGCGGCUGCCAGACGAAGCCGAAAGGGAUGAAUGGAUGGUGGGUUGGGAAAGAUUCAGCAGGAUUGAAUCAAAGGCGAACCCGUACUUUGCAAUCCCACUUGGAAACACGGGAGACUCGAACAUUCGUCAAGCAAGUUUCCGCAUCACAUACACUUUUGUCUUGGAGACUUGUGGAGGUUGCGCUCGACGCUUGAUGGUGCUGCCAGGGCUUCUCAUGUGCGCAGGCCCGAGCUAAGCCAAAGCACAACGGGGCAAGGGAUUUGAAAUUGCUCCGUGAGCCCAACGGGAGACAAGAUGAGUUUGACGCCUACAGGACAUGAGCAAAAUCAAAAGUGUCUCGACGCCAUGAUGCACGACGUUCACGAUUUCUGCUUUCAAUGAUUGCUAUGCAUUUGUACCGUGUGAGAGAUCCAUCUUUUCGUCAGCAAAUGAGUCUUGGGACACAGCCAAAAACCACACACAUUCGCGCACAUAACGUAUACACA